Messenger RNA from Varanus komodoensis (Komodo dragon), 5731 nucleotides. It is a transcript of the gene ACOT11, whose product is annotated as acyl-CoA thioesterase 11. Gene Ontology annotation, molecular function: lipid binding; thiolester hydrolase activity. NCBI's taxonomy places the organism in Eukaryota, Metazoa, Chordata, Lepidosauria, Squamata, Varanidae. Gene Ontology annotation, cellular component: extracellular exosome. The coding region runs from base 1818 to 3545 and encodes 575 amino acids. The transcript has 17 exons. The record is from RefSeq and is a predicted model, not a curated record.
AGUUUUGCUGGGCUGUGAGGGGAUGGGGAGGCUGGAAUAUGACCUCUCAGAGUUCCCUGUGCGCUUUUGAUCUCAGAGCAGAUUAUCAAGAGAGUGCUGUUUCAGUCACAAUAUGUAUAAGUUCAGUACUUUGUGCAGAUCGAGCUGCCAUUCAGGCAGAACUGGAAACAGAGUUCUUUAUGAGCUUUAUUUGCUGGUAGCUUUGUUUGUUUUAAAAGUUACUUCAGUAGUCAAGGGUUUGGAGGGAAAGGCACACUUUAGUUUGGAAGGUAUUGAUGAAGGAAUGUGAACCUGUUUAUUUUUGUUUCUUGGCGUGGGUUCUUUUCUCUGUAUGAUGUAAACUUAAAACUGAAUUCUGCUUUGGUGGUGCAACAGUUGCCAGACUCUUUGAAAGCCUUUGAAUUUGAGGUUCCUACUCCUACUCAUUGUGCUGCAUCAACAGAGUGGUUAGUCUGAUAGUUGGGGCAAGACAUCCAAAACUCUAUCCAUCAUAUCAACUUGGGGUUGAAUGGGCCUGGGAACUUUCCCAGACUGGAUAGUUUAGGAGUUGAUAGGAGUUGUUGCUAAGUUGGUUCCAGAGCGUGGGAAACUGACUGGGAGGGGAGAUCUGAAAUUUUACCUCUGUAGUGGGCUUUCUUCCUCCUUCAUGCAGUAUGUUGUUGUUCCUUAGAAUAAUUCUGGAACAGAACUUUUCUAGCACUCAAACAGCAGUGUUCAGGUGCUUGUUCAUUUUGAUUGCUAUUGCUAUAAAGAAUGCAGUUGCAUAUAUGUGUAUCACUGAAUGGCAUGGAGAGCUUCUGUUGAAGGACUAUUUCUGGCUUCCCUUGCAAUAAAAGUGCUAUUAACUUUCUGUCUGGAAAGCUCCUAUUCCUGGAAAGAACACAGCAUGACAAAAUGCUCACCAUCGUUGUGUAAGGGUACAUCUGGGGGACACACAGCCUGUUCUCUCUGCCCUGUUUUUAGGCAGGAGCUGAGGCCUGUGUACAGUUAGAUAUGUGGCAAUCCUAUGACUGACCUGUCUCAAGGUCUGGGGUUAAGGGAUCAGCAUCAUUUUGAACUAGCACCGUUCUGAUCCCUGGAGCUUGCAAGCUGUGCUCCUCUGCCUCAGUGCAGUCUCUGCUUGUUCAGCGGUUCUCUCUGAGCAGGUGAGCAGUGACAGAAAUGAGAAGAUGGAGCUGCUCCUUCCACGUAUCUUCUGUUGUCCUUCUGGACGUGUGUGUGAACCAUGCUUGGAAGGUAUGACAUCUGAAAGGGCAGCUGUGAGCAGCCUCCUCCCACUGAAGCCAUCUUGUUUGAGGGCCCCUAAAACUUGAACCUGGCACCGGCUAUCCCAUUAGUAUUUGUCCAUGCUGCGUUUUGAAACCACAAUUGUAAGCACCCUCAAUUGAAGUCAGUUCUACUGAAGUCAGUCAGAUGUGCUUCCAGGUAGAUAUGGUUAGGACUCUACAAGAGCUCUCUUUACAGUUAGCUAGGCCAAAGCAUUUGUAUUUAGAUUGUUUCCAUCAGAUGGACAAAUAGAAAGGGCAGUAACUCCAUGACAGAGCUCUGCUCCGAAUACAGAAAGUCACAGGUUCCAUUUGCACCUUCUCCAAGCUGGGUUGGAAGAAUUUCUGCCUGAAACAUUGGAGUGCUGGUGGCAGUUAGUGUCAUCGACAGAUGGAAUAGCACCCUAGGCUGGCACUCUAUUAAGCGGCUUCCUGUGCUCUAGUAUAUAAUAGCUUGUGCUAUGUUUCUGCUGUACCAUAAAGGGCCCCGCGGCGGCGGCUGCAGCAAGCUCAGCGCUGUCGGAGGACGACGGUCCCCACCGGCGGCACCCCAUGGAGAAUUACCGGAACGCCACCGAGGUUCAGAUGAGCCAGAUGGUGCAGCCGUGUCACACCAACUAUCGCGGAGAGCUCAGCAUCGGGCAGCUCCUGAAAUGGAUCGACACAGCAGCCUGCCUUUCCGCCGAGAGGCAUGCUGGCUGCUCCUGCGUCACAGCUUCAGUGGACGAUAUCUAUUUUGAGCACACAAUUAGACAGCUGCGUAUAAGUCCUCUCUGGUACUCAUGUGGAAAGAAUGAAGCCUGUGUCGGGCAGGUUGUCAACAUCAAAGCAAAAGUGAACCGAGCCUUUAACUCUAGCAUGGAGGUUGGUGUACAGGUGAGCUAUGAGGAUUUGUGCAAUGGGGAACAAUGGAAUGUGUGCAAGGCAUAUGCAACAUUUGUUGCACAAGGCAAACCAACCACUAAGAUCAAAUUAAAGCCCUUCAUUCCACAAACAGAAGAGGAGAAGACUGAGUACAGCAUUGCUGCAGAGCGCCGCCGUAUGAGACUGGCCCAUACAGAUACGAUCAAAGAUCUCUCCACCAACAGCCCUGUGCAGUUUGAGCUUGAGAACAGGGAGUGCACUUCGGUGGUACCUGCAAAAGAGACCCGAGUGGAAAGUGUAGAGCUAAUUCUGCCACCACAUGCCAACCAUCAGGGGAACACAUUUGGAGGACAGAUCAUGGCAUGGAUGGAAAAUGUGGCCACAAUAGCAGCAAGCCGAUUGUGUCAUGCUCACCCCACCCUAAAGACAAUUGAAAUGUUCCACUUCAGGGGGCCUUCUCAAGUUGGGGACCGACUCCUGUUUAAGGCUAUUGUCAACAAUGCAUUCAAAUACAGCAUGGAGGUUGGUGUGUGUGUAGAGGCCUAUCGACAUGAGAUGGAAGUCAACCGAAGGCACAUCAACAGUGCCUUCAUGACCUUUGUGGUCUUGAAUGAAGAGGGUCAGCCACGCACACUUCCAGUUUUGAAACCAGAACCAGGGGAUGGACAAAGACGAUUUAAAGAAGCUAGCGCUAGGCAAAAAAUUAGACUGGACAGAAAAUAUGUCAUUUCCUGUAAACAUACAGAAGUACCUUUGUCUGUGCCUUGGGACCAAAGUAACAAGGUUUAUCUGAGUUACAACAAUGUUACUGCUCUGAAGACAUUAGUUGCUAAAGCCAACUGGGUACUUGCAUCAGAAAGAGACAAGGUGAAGAUGUACACACUGGAGGAGGACAAGUUCCUCUCUAUCCGAAUAGAGAUGACCAUCUGCAUUGAUGCAAUGCGGGCCUUCCUGCUGCUCUCAGACCUGCGGCGCCGGCCUGAGUGGGAUAAGCAUUAUGCGAGUUCUGAACUUGUCCAGCAUGUUGACAAAGAUGACAUGAUCUAUCAUGUAAUUAGUCGAACGAUGAGUGAGGAAAAGAAGGUUCAGGACUUUGUCAUUCUGGUGUCACGAAGAAAACCUUGUAGCAGAGGUGAUCCGUAUGUUGUAGCAUUCAGAUCAGUUACGUUGCCAACACAUCCAGCAAAGCCAGAAUACACACGAGGGGAAACUUUAUGUUCUGGUUUCUGUAUUUGGCAGGAAACAGAAGAGCUCGCUAAGAUUUCCUAUUACCACCAAGCUACUUCAGGUGUGCUGACUUACAUCACAACCAACAUUGCUGGCCUUUCUUCAAGCUUCCACUCCACCUUUCAAGACUGUGAACAGUUUCUCCAGAAGAACAAAGACAGCAUUGCUAUUGAGCCAGAGAUUCUAUAGUGGCACCACUAUUUUUGGGCAAUAUUUUGUUUUUGUCUCAUGACAAAAAUUAGAAUUGAAUGUUGAAGUCUGCUGUAAAUAUUGAAGUGUCUUCUCUAUAUAUCUGAGAAAGGGAGAAGAAACAGAUUUUUUUUUCCAAUUCAUACAUUGCAUAGCUUGAAAUUUGGGAAAUAAUCAUUUUAUUGGCUUGCAAUCAGAAUGAGAAUUUCUAUCUUGGACAAUUUAUUUUUCCAAACUAUAAUGAUUACAGUGUCUGCACUUAUUCAGGAAUCAUUAUAUGAAGAUUCUUCCUGGAUUUUGCAAGUCCUUAAUUGUCCCUGUUGGCUUCUGUUGAAGUCUUGCAUUGAUUUGAUUGACAGGAAAAUCUGAUGUAAAGGAAAACUUGAAAAAUUGACAUUUUUAAAAUCAGCACAUUUCUUACCUUUUCCAGCACAAUAGGUUAGAGAAGGGAGUAAACAUAUGUAUUAAAAAUCAGUAGCUUACAAGCUGUAAAGAAAAUAUAACUUUUUCAUAUACAAGUAGAAGUAGUGAAGCUCAUUUUAAAGUGCCUUUUUACCCAAGGGAAUGAAGAUUCACAAGAAUUCAAAAUGAAAAUUCAUAAGAAGUACAUUUCUUUAUUGAAAGAAUCUAGAGAAUAAUAUUAGAAUUGGUGGAGGAUACUUCCAACAUUAAGUUUUAACUCUUUCACUUCAGGGCACAUUGCACAAAUACAAAAUAUUAAAUCAUGUCACAUGAUGACAAUUUAAACAUUCUUUAUGAAAGUGUUUUCCCUUAGAUUUCCCUGAUUGUUGGAAGUUGCCUAUUUUUUUUUUUCCAAAUCUGGCCAAGCCAGAGGAAGAAUAGGUAAUUUUACUGCAGAGCAAUUGUUCCUCUCAUCUAAAGCUCAUUCAAGCUUGACCCUCUGGUAGGAAGAAAUUUCGUUCUCUUCUUUGAUCACUGAGUACCUGAUCUUCUGUUUUGCUAGAUAGGUCUUUUCUCCUAUACUUUUGCACAAACAUUAUCGGUUCUGUCUCCUGGAAUCUUUUAUUGCUUCUCAGAUGAGGCAAUUUACUGAAAUAAAUGGCAAUAAAAGCAUAUCUAAAAGGAAAAAAAAAAGAAUCCUGACUUUGCCUUCUCCAGGGAUAUGCUGUUUAGUUCAUCCAUGGAACAGGUGGCUGGCUGGCUUCUGCCUCAUAACGCAUGUGAAGUUGUGUAUAUGUUGGCAUCAUUUUUUUCUCUUCAAGCUUCAGAGGAUUUAGUGUGAACAUGUGCUUAGCCAGCGGGUGUGGGGCUUCAGCAAACAGCCCUCAGAUAUUGUUGGAUUAAAACUCCUAUUAGCCAUGCCUCUGGCCAUGCUGGUUCAGGCUAAUGAGGGUCGGAGCCCAAGAAAAUACAGAGGGACGAAGCUUCUCAGGUGUGGUUUGAUCCCAUACACUCACUGCAUAUAAGAACAGCUGCAACAGUCGGCUAAGGAAUGGUUUCCAUGUCCUAUCACCAGGGUAAGUUACCAUGAUUGAGCUACUUUUUGUGCAUACAAUGAUACUGUAUGUCCAAAGGCACUGGUGCAACAUUGUGUAGGCUAGAACUAAUUGUGGGCCCUGGCAUCACAACAGCAGAAGACACUUAUCUUUACCAAUGUCAUAAUGCUUGUAAUAUUUUCCUGCUUUGCCGUAUUUCCAUAUAUCUACACUUAGAAUAUGCAGGCAAGGAGACUGAAGACAGGUAUAGAAAUCAGUGGUAUAGUUUUAAUUUUAAAAAAAUCAAGUUCUUAGCAUUGGAAAUAUUCAGAAAUAAGGCUGAAAACUCAUGAACCAUGAAUAUUAAACCUCAGAGACUAGAGUCACUUUGAGGAAUAGUGUCAUGAAAAACUUAAAGGAAACACCAAUCAGAGGUUCAAUGAGAAUUUUUACUGUUUUCGGCCAGCAAAACCAGAACAGCAACAGCAGUUGUAUCUCCAUCCAAUUAAGUCUAAUGCCACCUGGUAAAUAAACAGUAUAAUGGCAUUAUCCACACAUAGUGUGUCAGUGCUCUGCACAGAACAAAUAUAAAAUAUGCAUGUUCACUUGAUUUGCAUAAUUAAUGUAGGUUAUCUAAUUUGUUUUUUCUUGAAACAAUCUUACCUUGGUGUACAACCUAUUGGUUUUUCAGUUUACACAGAGUCUUGCCUAUCUGCCUUUAAUUAUUAAAAACUGUGUUAAAAUGCAUAA